AUCACUCAAUAUGUAGUGAGAGUCCGACUUGGCCACGUCCAUGAGAACCCUCGAGAUCGUGCUCGUUCUAAUAUCUAACUAAACUCAUGUCCUAGUUUUGUUUUAGUUUGGCAAAGACUAGAAUUAGAAUCGCUCAAAAUGGCUUCAUUUUCUUCUUCUCCACUCGUCUUACGAACUCCCAUUUCUCCCUCAAGCUCUGUACGCAGAAGAAGGGAUGCUUCAGUAGCGAUCCUGGCCAUGGCAACAGCCUCGCAAAAGGAUGAUACUCUUUCUUCUCAUGAAUCGACCAAGUUGGUCACUUUCUUGGGUAAAGGCGGGUCUGGAAAGACCACUUCUGCUGUAUUUGCUGCUCAGCACUAUGCAAUGGCUGGGCUUAACACAUGCUUGGUGAUACAUACACAAGACCCCACUGCUGAGUUUCUGUUGAACUGUAAGAUUGGAAGUUCUCCUAUAGCAUGCAACAGCAACCUUUCAGCUAUUAGGUUUGAAACCACCAAAAUGCUCCUUGAACCUCUUAAUCGCCUGAAGCAAGCAGACGCCCGUUUGAACAUGACCCAAGGAGUCCUUGAAAAGAUAGUUGGAGAAGAGCUUGGAGUGCUUCCUGGGAUGGAUCCUAUUUUUUCUGCAUAUGCACUGGAGAAGCUAGCUGGAUUUUUUAGGAAGGUUGCAAAAAAAAAUCACAAUAAAGAUAAAUUUGACAUAGUAGUAUAUGAUGGUAUGAGCUCGGAGGAAAUUCUAAGGAUGAUAAGUGCAGCCAGUAAAGCAAGAUUGUACUUAAAAUAUCUCCGGAACAUGGCUGAAAAGACUGACCUUGGGAGGUUGGCUGGCCCUUCGCUUCUGAGACUUGUUGAUGAAGCCAUGAGUAUUAAUGGCAGUCAAUCCUUUAUGAGUGGGCAAUUAAGUGCAGAAAUAUGGGACACUCUGGAACAAAUGUUGGAGAGAGGAUCUUCUGCAUUCUCAGACCCCCAAAAAUUCGUCUGCUUCCUAGUUAUGGACUUAAACAAUCAAAUCUCUGUAAAUUCUGCAUUUAGAUAUUGGGGUUGCGCAAUUCAAGCUGGUGCAUGUGUUUCUGGUGCGUUAGGCAUUGGUUCUCCAAAUUCAGAUGCAGAGUCCAUAGAAAGAGUCAAGGAAACCUUUUCUCCAUUACCAUAUGCUUUUAUUCCACAACUCUCUAUUGGUUCUACUCUAGAUUGGAAGACAAUUAUUUCAAACAAUGUCAAUGAAGGUGCAAGAAAUCUUCUUUCAAUGCCAGCAAGUGGCAGUAGCGGGUUGAUAUCUCCCGUAGAGUUUAAUGCAGCCAAAAGGACAGUAACACUCCUGUUGCCAGGUUUUGAUAAGUCAGAGAUUAAGCUUUACCAAUAUAGGGGAGGAUCUGAGUUGUUGGUGGAAGCAGGAGAUCAACGGCGUGUGAUUCGAUUACCAUCUGAAAUUCAAGGGAAGGUUGGUGGUGCCAAGUUCAUAGAUAGAAGUCUUUUAAUCACAAUGCGAUAACUUAUUUGAAUUUUAGUCUUAAAACAAUUAAUAUGAUAGUCUCAUAAUAUGCCAUCUUUUUAUACAAAAAUUCAUGUAAGAUGUCAUUGACAAGAUAUUAGCCCAGCCUGUUCCCUUUGGAGAUUAAUUUUUAAAGAAGAAUUUUUAGCUACUAUUCUGUAA
Humulus lupulus (European hop) is the source of this 1653-nucleotide messenger RNA. RefSeq lists its product as uncharacterized. Bases 139 to 1491 code for a protein of 450 amino acids. The transcript is spliced from 7 exons. The record is from RefSeq and is a predicted model, not a curated record. Lineage: Eukaryota; Viridiplantae; Streptophyta; Magnoliopsida; Rosales; Cannabaceae.